AUGAGCCACGUAGUUUGGAUGACUGCUGCUGUUGCGGUCCCAAACAGACUACACCUCCUCCUUGUGGCUGCGUUUUUCUGCCUUUUCAUUCUUCUUCUACUUGCCCUCAAACGCCCGAAAUAUGUCGUUUCAGGGCAGCUCCCCCUCAUUAAUAGGCGUUUCGCUUGGGAGCCUAGGUUGUUCGCACGGCUUCGCUGGGCGCUAUUUGCUCGUGAAAUCCUGCAAAUGGGAUAUAGGAAGUCCGGGGGAAAGCCUUACCAGCUGGAGCGCGGUGAUGCCGACUACGUGGUACUUCCGGCAAGCUUCAUCCCUGAGUUGAACCGUCUACCUGUAGACGUCCUCAAUACGAGAAAACAUCAUAGUUUUAGUCUCCUCGGCCACUUGACAGGAAUGCACGUUAUUCUCAAGACGAGUUACCAUGUGAAAACGCUUUUAGGCCGGAUUAGCCCGGCAAUCAACGGGGCCACACUACCAAUGGCCGAGCGCAUGACAACGAGACUAGAUCGCUUGUUUCCCCAGGAGCCUGGUUUAUGGGUAUCUAUAGAUCCUGUUGAUGCACUCGUACGCUGCAUUAGUGAAUGUUUAGCAUUUACAUUGUUUGGACCGCCAAUUUGCGAUGACCCUGAACUUGUAAAGGUCUGUCAUGAGCAUACUAAGAAUGUCUUCACUCUCGCGUUCUGUAUGCGUAUCGUGCCCUCAUUUCUCCAACCCGUGAUCGUCUGGUUACUUCCUGCCAAGUGGCGUCUCGUUAGCGGCUGGAAAACCUGGGAUCGCAUCGUGAUCCCUGAAGUGCGCCGUCGACUGCAAGAAAAGGACUUUGAUCCUUCAAAGAGAGGUGACCUGAUCUCCUGGAUGUUGCACGAUGCUAAAACUCCUAUUGAGCGCAACGAGCACGUCUUAUGUCAUCUCUGUGCCGCCGUUAUCGCAGGUGCAACAUAUAGCACGGCGAAUCUCGCGUCUGAAGCUCUGGUAGACCUUAUAGCAAAUCCUGAUAUUUUGAAGGAGGUACGCGAAGAGAUCAAACAGAAGCAUUCGGAUAUAGAGGGACAGUGGGAUCUAUCUGCGCUGGAAAGACUUUACAAGCUGGAUUCGGCACUGAAAGAAACCUCCCGCCUCGCACCAGGUGCUGCGCUCGUGUAUCAACGUGUCGUACAGAGGGAUGUCCAGUUGAGUUGCGGUAUCCAGCUAAAGCGCGGACAGUUCAUCGCACUAGCUUCACAGGAGGGUAUAAUGGCCUAUAUCGCGAAUCAUGGCGCACCGGGGCAUGUCCCAAAUACGUACGAUGGCAUGCGAUUCUACAAUGACGAUCUCGAGCGUCACAAGGCGACACCGUUUAGUGGAAUAUCAGGAAAUAUACUUACAUGGGGCUCCGGGCGCUGGGCAUGCCCGGGGCGGAUAGUGGCGAAUAUGAUGAUUAAGGUGAUAAUGGUGGAAUUACUAGAUAAAUAUGAGUUCGAGUUCAUAAGGGGUAAGAAACCAGGGGUAAUUCGAAUUCACGAGUUCUUAAUGCUAAACCCGAUGGCAAAGAUCAGGGUUAAGGAGACCAUCCCUUACGUCUCUAAUAUCUGGAUAUAUAUGACAAGUAAGAAGGCUUUCCUUGAAAGAAUAACCCGGGCACUCCUGAACAGUCCUGUCGUAGAAUGCCAGCUGGGGCCCAUGAAAGUGUAUUUCGUCACUGGAAAGGCUAGCGUUUCGACAGUGCUUCGGCAAUCCUCUAUCAAUCUCAUAUCGGAGCUAUGGAUGUUACUCAUACUCAAGAAUGUGGCUGGCUACACAGAUAAAGACCUGGCCAAGCUAGCACGGGACAAAUCAGGUAUCGGAAAGUUGCCGCUCCCAGGUAAUGAAUCCGUGCUUCCGGAGAAACGUAUCUGGUAUCUCAAACAUCAAAUCCAUAAUGAUUAUUUAGCGACACCUCAACAUACAGAAGCUCUUGCAGUUUCUUUCCAGAAUCAUUUUGGAGAAACGCUCAACACUUUUCCAAUUGGAAAAUGGGCUGAAGUAUCCGUAUUCAACUUCAUUCGUCAUGAGGUGGCUGCUGCUUCUGUUUGCUCCGUGGUCGGUAGGGAUAUCUUGACUGAUAACCCAACAUUCAUGGAUUUGUUCUGGGAGUACGAUAGCUAUGCGGAGAGCCUGGCAUUUGGUUUACCAAGGUGGCUAAACAGAAAGGGAAUAAAGGUUCGCGAAGACCUACGUUCCGUGUGUCUCAAAUGGUACGAAGAAGCGGAGCAAGGAUUAUCAAAUGGGGACAACAUCAAGACAGGCAAAGAAUUUGACAAUGCGUUUGGCUCGCAAUUGUCAAAAGAGCUUGGGGAAUGGGCCAAGUCGUUCGGAUUCUCAAAAGAAAGCAUAGCAAGUGUCUACAUGUUCCUCUUUCUCGGCUUGAAUACUAACACCAUUCCGAUUUGCACUUGGGCAUUGAUGGAAAUUAUUAACGAUACAGACUUAUUUCAGGCCACACGAACGGAAGUCUUACAAGCUCUCGUUACAAAUUCCGUCUCUGGGAAGCGUGCAUUUGACAUCCGAAAGCUAGCAUCACUUCCUUUAAUUCAAUCUAUUUACACAGAGUCCCUACGCCUACACUUAAGCCUUAACCUAACUCGAACCGCAACAGAGGACAUUUCUAUUGCGGGAUUCACUUUGCCGAAAGGGUGCACUGUUCAAGCGCCAACUCAGAUUUCUCAUUACGAGGAAGCUGUCUGGGGGACACCGGACCAUCGUGCCUCUGAGUUCUGGGCUUAUCGACAUGUGAAGCCAUCAAAGACUCAGGAUAGGGAAGCGAAUUCUGGCAAUAUGUUGGAAUAUUCGAUUUCUGGGCACACAGGAUCAUUCUUUCCUUAUGGUGGUGGGGGAUAUAUGUGCCCAGGGCGAAACCUUGCGAAGCAAGAGAUUUUGCUAGUGAUAGCAAUGGUUGUCAUAAGGUUUGAUGUUAAUUGCAUUCAGUGGACGAAACUAGACGGGUCGCCAUCACAGCGUCCUGCUCAGAACGACCCGAGGUAUGCAGGUGCUGGAUCUGUCCCACCAGAUAGAGAUAUGAAGAUCAGGUGGAAAAGACUAUGGUGA
Molecule: messenger RNA, 3060 nt
Organism: Daldinia childiae
Lineage: Eukaryota; Fungi; Ascomycota; Sordariomycetes; Xylariales; Hypoxylaceae
Product: Ent-kaurene oxidase
Exons: 7
Coding region: 1-3060 (1019 amino acids)
Molecular function (GO): monooxygenase activity; iron ion binding; oxidoreductase activity, acting on paired donors, with incorporation or reduction of molecular oxygen
Source: RefSeq, a predicted model, not a curated record